GUUAUGUACAGCAAGUGUUUUCUUGCCGUCUGCAUAUCGUACAUUAUAAUGCCCUUCAUGGCAACGAGUGCCGUUGUGGUGCGAAACCGUCGCAACCAGACGGGCGAACAGGAGGAGUAUGUGAUGCCCACUGAGAUGAAGUCAGUAACGCUAAUUGCUAACCUAUUCCAUUGGAAAGAAUUUUUUAAUUUAAGAAACCACGUUCACUCUAUUUUCGACACAGUUUCUACUACCUGGAUAUUCGCUUCAAUCUACUUCACUAUUCGCUUUACUUUGGUGCUGUGAGUGGACUAAGCGUAAUAGGAUCGCUGGCACUGUGCACUAAGGACGUCAUGGAUUUUUCACUCAUUCGUACGGCAUCGAUGCUGUUUCAAGCUACCGCCCAGCAAAUUCGGAACCUACCGCCAGGCGCAUCGCAGGCCAAGCUCAAAGCCAUCAUUCAUUCACACCGUUCCACCCUGAAAUGUGCAGCACAGCUGCAGAAUGCGCUUAAUCCCGCACUGCUCAUACAGAUCACAUUCUGCACCGCCAUUUGGUGCCUCAUGCUGUUCUACAUACUUCUGCUGGGAUUCACCUCCAAAGUGAUGAAUGUAUGUUUACUGCUUCUGGUACUAACUUGCGAAACGUACUCCUACUGUCAGCUUGGGACACAGUUCACCUCAAACGCAGAGGAAGUGCUCGAUGAAUUACAGCAACUUGCCUGGUACGAUCAAUCCAUACCAAUACAGAAACAAAUUUACUUCAUGAUUCAUCGCUCCCAGACGCGUAUCGAGCUGACAGCUGGGAAGCUUUUCCCCGUCAACAUUGCGCAGUUUAGUGAGAUUGUUAAAAAAUCAUACUCAUACUAUCUUGUCCUAAAGGAUGUCUUCUAA
Anopheles gambiae (African malaria mosquito) is the source of this 872-nucleotide messenger RNA. Its product is annotated as putative odorant receptor 85e. Gene Ontology annotation, molecular function: olfactory receptor activity; odorant binding. Gene Ontology annotation, biological process: sensory perception of smell; detection of chemical stimulus involved in sensory perception of smell. The record is from RefSeq and is a predicted model, not a curated record. The transcript is spliced from 3 exons. The coding region runs from base 333 to 872 and encodes 179 amino acids. NCBI's taxonomy places the organism in Eukaryota, Metazoa, Arthropoda, Insecta, Diptera, Culicidae. Gene Ontology annotation, cellular component: plasma membrane.